UUCAAUGAUAUGUCGAGUUUAUACAUGAUUUUCGGCAUCUAGUAUGUAACGCUAGAGCAAGAAUGAUGAUCGCGUUGCACGUGCUAUUGACGGAUACUGCAGAAAUGCACGACUCCGAAAUGCCAUCCACGCUGCCAUCUUGAAUCAGCUGUCAAGCAGACGAUACGCAGCGUUUAACGCAUUAUUUGAUCUCCUGUGGGACAUGGAAAUAUCUGAAGACGAUAUACAAAUAAGAAAUCAACCAACAGACUUACUCUCAAUAUACAAUAAACAGGAGAAUGAUGAAUCUGAAGCAGAUCUUAAUGAAGUCCAGAUAAUUACGUCAGCGGGACAUUUUUGUGCUAUCGAGAUCAGAGAAACCAAGAACUACAAUGAGAAAUCAAUCGACAAGGACCAAAGUGAGGCGAAUGAAUCAAAUCCUUCAGAACCAACUUUAGAGAACAUACAGCAUACCGAGAAUGGUGCUAUUACUAAUGUAUUAACUGAUCCAAUUUAUUUAGAUACCUUGGACUCUGAUUCCAUAAAUAUCGAGUUUCAGAAACAGCCAAAUACAACGGAAGUAUUCAUUCGGAAUGACGAACAGAUACAAACAACAAAUUAUAAUAUAUCUACAGUAACGAUACCGAAUGAACUUUUGGAUGGACUCAACAUUAAUAUAAAAAAGGAAGAUGAUGAGGAUCAUGGCACAUUAUAUACUGCAGAAUGGUUAUGUGAUGGCAAUAACGACACCAACAUACGACUGAGGAUCUUGAAGGAUGCUAAACAGAAUAUACAAAUUCCCAUUGAUGUUUACACUAAUGAUGUGAUUGCGUUAACAAAACGUAAGAGCCAAUUAACGGAUGAUAAAGAUAGUCUUGAACAGGAAAAGACUAAAGUAUCUAGAAGAUCAAAAAAACACGUCAGGCUAAAGUCCGCCGCACACCAUCAAGAUUACAGGGAAAGAUUGCAGAAAAAGGCUGAAUGUAUGAGAGAGAAACGGAAAAAAUUAUACGAGCAAGAGAGCGAAGAACAACGUUUGCAGAGGUUGGCAAAGGAAGCGGCAAAGAGACGCGAGAUGAGAAUGUAUUACGAGACGCCAGAGCAACGGAGAAAACGACUCGAUGCUGAAGCAGCAAGAAAAAGAGAAUACAGGAUGUACAGCGAGACGCCGGAAGAUAAGAGAAAGCGACUGGAUCGUGAGGCCGAGAGAAGGAGAAUUAAGAGAUUGUCAUUAUAUGCAAAUGAAACACCAGAACAGAGAAGAGAAAGAUUGAAUAAAGAGUCAGCAAAGAGACGAGAGGCCCGAUUGAAUCAGUACGCUAAAGAGACAGAGGAGGAAAGGAAGGAAAGACUGCGAAAGGAUGCACUGAGAGCCAGAGAAAUGAGAUUUACAAGAUCCGCCAUCGAAACAGAAGAGGAGCGUAGGCAAAGGUUAGUAAAGGAUGCCCUUAGAAAGAGGGAGGUAAGGAUGCAUGGGGAUCAUUCGGUGAACAAUAAUUUUACGGAACUCCAAACCGUUCGCAAUUUUCAAGAAUUGAACGAUGUGCAGAUAAGGGACAAUCCUGAAAAUCAAUUGGACGGCCAUUAUCUGAGCAACUGGAUGAUGUGGUUUCAAAAUACAUUGACACAACCGAUUCACAAUAAAGAUCAAGUCGCAGAGCCGCAACCGCAGCAUAAUAGAUAACUUUCAUAAUGUUUCCUGUCAGAAGCAAACUUUCAAGACUUUCAUUUGAACGAUAUUGAUAAUAGAGAUCAAUCUAGAUAUGCUUUAUAUAUGCUUCCCAUACAAUUCCUCGACGUGAAGCGACACAAAAAAUCGUGACAA
Cyphomyrmex costatus is the source of this 1804-nucleotide messenger RNA. RefSeq names its product stress response protein nst1. Lineage: Eukaryota; Metazoa; Arthropoda; Insecta; Hymenoptera; Formicidae. Bases 203 to 1663 code for a protein of 486 amino acids. The record is from RefSeq and is a predicted model, not a curated record. The transcript is spliced from 2 exons.